Messenger RNA from Xiphophorus maculatus (southern platyfish), 2138 nucleotides. RefSeq names its product B-cell receptor CD22-like. The transcript has 10 exons. The record is from RefSeq and is a predicted model, not a curated record. The coding region runs from base 9 to 1925 and encodes 638 amino acids. NCBI's taxonomy places the organism in Eukaryota, Metazoa, Chordata, Actinopteri, Cyprinodontiformes, Poeciliidae.
GGGAAGCCAUGCGCUGGACUGCAGUGGACGCGUUACUUAUUGCAUUUCUCUCCGUGACAGGGGUCAGGGGUCAGAACGGCUGGAGCGUGACCUACCUUCCCUCACAGAUCUGCGCCAUAAAAGGCUCAACGGUGGAUUUGCAAUGCAACUACACACAUCCAGACAGAGAGGGGGAUACGGUCAUAGAAGUUACAAACCGAAUAUGGUUCACCAAAGAACAACUUGCUGCUCCUGUGGAUCUGAAAGCUGACCCAGACUACGCAGGUCGUAUAGAGUAUAAAAAUGGCUGCGCCGUGGCUAUCAGGGACGUACGAGAGAGUGACGCUGCUGUCUACAAGUUCAGGUUCAUAACCAAUCACCCAAGUGGAAAACACACCGGCUUGCCAGGGGUCACUUUGUCAGUCUCUGCCGUCGAGCUGCAGGUGGUCAAAUGGGAGCGCAGACCGAGCGGGACUCUGGCAGAGAUGACGUGCAAAAGCAAAUGUCUGCCUGACCGACAUCCUUACAUCUGGAUCAAGAACGGGCAGAACGUUUUGACGCAGACCUCCUCGCCUUUUUCACACACGUUUUCUUUCGCGGACCGCGUUUCGUGCGCCGCGGCAGGACACAGACAGUUCCCGUCUCCGGCAGUGUACAUGCCAAAUCUUCCCUCGGUGUCGCUGAGUUCCUCUGGUCACAUUGUGGAGGGCGACCCAACAACUCUAACUUGUUCCAGUGAUGCUAAUCCAGUAGCUACAUACAGCUGGUACAAGAAGGACGCUUCUGGUCCUCUCAGCAAAGACUCACAACUCGUCUUCAAGUCUAUCCAGUCCUCUGACUCUGGAGAGUAUUACUGUAAAGCUGAGAACGUGCUGAGAAUAAGGACAUCUAAAGUCGUCUUUAUCGACGUAAAAUACGGGCCAAGGCUUCUUUCUGUGGCAUUAAGACCCUCUGGUGAAGUAGUGAGGGGAACCUCAGUGGACCUGAUUUGUAGCAGUGAUGCUAAUCCAACAGCUAAGCACAUCUGGUACAAGAAGAACAAUCCUGAGCCUCUGAGCAACGACACACAACUCGUCUUUGAGUCUAUCCAGUCAUCUGACUCUGGAGAGUACUACUGCACAUCAGAGAAUAUGCUGAGCAAAGCGACAUCUGAAGGCGUGCUUAUUGAUGUGAAAUAUCCACCGAGCUUCCCCGUUGUUUCACAUAGUUUCCCAGGUGAAGUAGUGGAGGGAAACUCGGUGACUUUGACUUGUAGCGCUGAUGCUAAUCCAGGAGCUACUUACACGUGGCACAAGGAGCACGAAGCCAAUCCUCUCAGCAAAGGCCCAAAACUUGUUUUCAAGUCUGUUCAGUUGUCUGAUUCUGGAAAAUAUUUCUGCACGGCUGAGAACGUUCUCAACAGGACGACUUCGGACGGCUUCUUGAUUGACGUGGAAUAUGCUCCAAAGCUUCCCUUGGUCUCGUUGAGUCCGUCUGGUGAGGUCAUGGAGGGCAUUUCACUGACGCUCACCUGCAUCAGUGAUUCAAACCCCGCCGCUAAUUACACCUGGUUCAAAGAAAAUGAGAAAACGCCACAAAGUUCAGGACAAAAUCUCACCAUCACAAAUAUUGGCCGACAGCAUAGUGGCCUUUACUACUGCGAAGCUCACAACAGCAGAGGGAGUCACAAAUCUGCCAUACAUCUUACUGUUGCUGCAAGGUACAGAAACAUGAUGUUCAAGAUAAUGAACAUCAUAAAGUUGGCUGUAGCUGCACUGCUGCUGCUGAUUCUUCUGUUUGCUUCUUCUCUUUGUACGAGGAAGAAGAAACCAACUGAAUCGAAGGAACAUGUCGAGAACAUAGAGCUGGACUUGUGUAAUGAAUAUGAGAACAUCUCGACCUUGAGAGCCUUUGUUGCAUCGCAGGAGGAGGAGAGAAGCAAACCAACCCAACGUGAAACCAAGUGAAGUUACGACUUUAUGGGUAGAUGGACAGGAAUGAGAUCUUAACCAAAACGAUGACAUCUGGUGGCAGAAAUAAACAUUUUCAAACAGUGGCUAUAUUUUUAUAUUUUAUGCCUUGUGUUGGCUACUUUGUAAACGUAGCUGGGUAAAGUCAAGUUACUAGUUUAAUAGUGGUGUACCUUCCAAUUACUUAAUACCUAAUUACAGUACAGACCA